AUCACCUGUAUUUCAUGAAUGUUUCUAUCGAACACAGUGUUACUGAACGAUCCAUGGACCGGGAGCACUUAGUCGAAAAUCUUAGCUUGCAGCUUGCCGAAAUUGAAAUGCUGUCAAGUAUGUACCCUCGAAACGACGAAUUCAAACUCUUGGGCGCACAUGCUGUCAGCGAAUUCGGAGACUUUUUGGACGGAAAAAGUGAUGGAGUUGCGUCGUCUUUGGAUUUGAGCUUCACAAUUAGAACAGAAGUGGGCGCGAUAGACUUGGACGUUCAUUUGCCUCACAGCUAUCCUUCGGUGCCUCCGGAGAUCACGAUGAGAACUGAUUGCGUUGACAGAGCCACGCACACUGCCUUGAUGAAGGAAGCCCAGGAGUUCCUCGCCUCGCAGCCACCUGGGUCUCUAGUCGUGGGCGACACUGUCGACUGGAUCAGGGAAAACUUUCCGCGAUUCUGCGCCUCGCCAGUUGCCCAAGCGCCCGUCCUGAACGGCCAGCGUUUGUUUACAAGACUGUGGAUUGUAAGUCACCAUAUUUACAACAAGAACAAGCGAAAGCUCAUCCUCGAAUGUGGAAAGGAAGGCAGCUUGACAGGAUUUUGUCUCCCUGGAAAGCCCGGAAUAAUCUGCUACGAAGGCUCUUCGGAGGAGUGCCUGAAUGCCUGGUCGAUCAUAAAGAACCUGACAUGGAAAAAGAUAGGUCUAAAGCACCAGGAAGACAUGGAAGUAGCGGUCGGGCAAGAAAUCGGAGACUUUAGGAAGUUCCAGAAGUUUGCCGAGGUUGCCUUCAACGCUAAACAGAACGCCAGUAGGGACCACCACAUGGACAUGGGAGAAUUCGCAAAAUUCUUGAGUGAACACGGCUGUGAAAAUAUCUUCGAAGUGCUCUUCGGAAUAGAGGCUAAGAUUAGCAGUUAAUCUUGCAUGCUUGUUUUUCAUAUAAACGAUUGGUCCAGCAAUA
This is a messenger RNA of Rhipicephalus microplus (southern cattle tick), 957 nucleotides long. RefSeq names its product RWD domain-containing protein 2A. NCBI's taxonomy places the organism in Eukaryota, Metazoa, Arthropoda, Arachnida, Ixodida, Ixodidae. Gene Ontology annotation, molecular function: protein binding. The record is from RefSeq and is a predicted model, not a curated record.